AAAACAGAGCAGGUUAUCAUUCAGCCUCUGUGUGAGAGGAGACAUCAACACCACAGAGAACAGCUAUGAGAGAGAUAUCCCUCUAUCUUUUGCUCAGUCAUCUACUCGUAGUUGGCUUUGGCUCUACCUGCUUUCCUGUCGAUUGCCUGAAUUGUGACGCCUCUAAAACUCUUGCAGAUGCUUGUGAUCUCUGCCCAGCCAAUAAAACAAAAUGCGAGAACCCUAAAAAUGUUUCAUCACACUGCAAAAAAGACUUCAAGCUUUCUGUCAACAGCAGCAAAGCCAAACCAGAGGAGGGUGAUGCCAUCACCCUAACUUGCGUCGAUGAUGUCCCUUCCACUCUGAACUUCACAUAUGGAUGGAAGAAGAAUGAGAAGAUAAUCAAGGGUGGCAAAAAUAUGAAGAAGCUGGUUCUCAAGAAGGUGUUGUCAAAUAAAGCAGGAAAGUACACCUGCUUUGUGAACGGCUCGUGUGGCUAUCACGAGUCUCCGCCACAUGAUGUCACUGUGGGAAACCAAAGUGUAGUGAUACUGGUGAUCUGUGGUGUUGCCGCUUUGGCCCUGGUCGUGGUUAUGGGGCUAGCUAUGAAGUUCAAGCUGAAAAGAGACAACGCUAAACACAGAGAAAGGAUGAAGCAGAGGGCAAGGGCGGAGCAGAGCGCCGGACCUGCUCCAUUCACACCAAGAGAGUCUUAAAAAAGAAGCUGUCUGUCACCUUCAAAAAUAAUCAAUAGUGAUGUUUUCUUCAUAAUCUGCUGUUAUUUCAUUUGAAGAAAUAUUUACAUUUUUUCAGUACAUUCAAAGUUUCAUCUAUUCAGUUGUACUUUCCAAACACAUGCAUUUCUGGUAAAAACCUAUUGGAGUCUUUCAAUAACGAAAGAAUAGAUGUUUCUCUUUCAGUUCAGUUAUAAAUAUUGAGGUUUUAGCAAAAAUGCAUGUGUUUGGAAAGUACAGAGCACGUGUCUGGAUAAAUGAGACUUGGAUUGUA
Plectropomus leopardus (leopard coralgrouper) is the source of this 987-nucleotide messenger RNA. RefSeq lists its product as uncharacterized. The record is from RefSeq and is a predicted model, not a curated record. NCBI's taxonomy places the organism in Eukaryota, Metazoa, Chordata, Actinopteri, Perciformes, Serranidae.